CCGGUGGCAUGCCGGGAAUAGUGCGGCUAUUUGGCGCGUUUAUUUUGAACGAAGUAUGGAGUUGAUACGUGCGCUGCAGUUAUUAAAAUUAAACAGUGUGUCUUCAGCCUGGGUGGAUGCAGUGUGGGAUUUUGAGUUCACCCACACAGACCCUCUUGACCCUGUUAUCGAGGAGGAGAUAAAGGAAGACCCUGAUGUUUUCAAAAGGAUUUACAAGCAGCUUCUGCCCUUCUCCAGUAAGGAUGAUGACAAUACACAGAGUGUCUGGCUGGUGUUCGGUGAGAAUGGUGUCUCUGCAAAACCAUUGGUGGCUGUCCUGUCCUAUUUCAUCCUUAGUGCUAAAGCCAAAAGUCCCAGUCUUGAACAGAGACUGUGUGGUCUACAGGCAGCCUCUCUAUACUUGUUGCUGCUAAAAAUUCCAGGGAGUGUUGCGAAUAAAGUGUAUCAUCAGAUUCUUUUUGAUACCUGUCUGAACAUGCCCCUGAAAUGCUGGCCUCAAGACUCUGGCAAGAAACGCAAGAAAGAUACUUUGAAAAGCUCUCAAGGUGACCCCAAAACAGGCAAACGAUCCAAACCCCCAAAGAAAGUGUCAGAAGAGUGGUGUCAUGUAUCGUCUCAGGCUGUCUGUGGUGCCAGAGACCAGGCCAUCCUUUUCAUCAGUCAUAUUGUUGAAAAGCAGAGGGAGGCUGCAUUGCCGCUUUUACGGAUACUUGUGCAGCACAUCUGCCAUCAGAUGGUGGAGAAGUCUGAAUAUCGAGUCAGUGGAGCACAGGCUGUUGGGAAGCUGAUGGCUAAGAUGCCGUGUCAGGACUAUGCAGCCAUCAUUAAGAAUGUCGACCAAAUACAGAGUCUGCCUGAGCUGUCCUACCAUGGACUGGGGCUACUUUGCUCAACCAUUCAUGGUGAAGGAGAUGAGUGCCGUCGACGAGUGUUUCGCAAGCUACUGUAUGUUAUUCUAAUGAUGAAAACACAAGAGAGGUCCAAGCCGUGUCUUCUUGCUUCGUCUCAGGCUGUCUGUGGUGCCAGAGACCAGGCCAUCCUUUUCAUCAGUCAUAUUGUUGAAAAGCAGAGGGAGGCUGCAUUGCCGCUUUUACGGAUACUUGUGCAGCACAUCUGCCAUCAGAUGGUGGAGAAGUCUGAAUAUCGAGUCAGUGGAGCACAGGCUGUUGGGAAGCUGAUGGCUAAGAUGCCGUGUCAGGACUAUGCAGCCAUCAUUAAGUGGCUCUAUAGCUACUCCCGAAAUAACAAGGUGGCAUUCAGAAUGUUUGCGCUUGAUGUUGCCUUGGUCCUCCUGGAGCAGAGUGAGAGGGAUGUGGACGACACAGUGGACCCUGAGCUGGCUGUGUUCCUUCCUCACAGGUUCCUGGUGCACAACAUCAUCUACAAUCAUCGUAAUGAUGUCUCCCCCACAGUCAGAGGUCACGCAUUGCACUGCCUGGCACAGUGUCUGGAGCUGGGUUCCCAGAAUGCCACAAAAUGUGUUCAUGAGCUCUUCUCCAACAGUGCUCAGACUAUGCUGGAGUCGGGCCGCUCUGAGCAAACUCUAAAAAGAAGAGAGACUGUUCAGAAAUCUGCUCUCACCUUCAGAACCAUUGAGCUUACAAAACACAAGAGCAUUACCACGACUCACAGGAGCGUCAUGAAUUCUUCUUUACAGAAUGAGGAAACAUUGACUCUAUUUAAAAAACAUGUCAGCGAUCCAAAAAUCAAUGCUAGAAAAAGUGCACUGGAGAAAGCGCUAGAGUGUCUGGACCAUGUCGUCAUUGCUCACAUUAAGAGUCAAGGCAAAUAUCGGGAUGACGACACCUCUCAGAAGCUGGCCUGGGACUUACUGGGUCUGAUGUGUGAAAAGUGUCAAGACCUCAGUCGGUAUUUCAGCAAGACUUUCAGCGUGUGGGCUCCACAGCAGAAGUUCACUCCUGCCUUUGUGAACGGUUUGCUGUCUCACACCGACGGAGAGAGGGCCGCUGCUGCCUGGCUGCUGUUAGCUAAAAUUGCCAGUUGCUCUCCUAAACUGAAUUAUGGCACCGUGUUGGAUACCUGGGAGAAUACUAUCAGGUCACCAGUUGUUUCAGUUACAAUGACCUGUCACAUCUUGAGCGUUCUGGGAGACAUUGCGUCUAAUCUCAAUGAUGACACCAAGACCAGAAUAGUAGAUGAUCUGAUGGGCUGGUUGAAGACUUUCAGCCUGCCUUUGGAGGUAAUCAGCUCCUGUGUGGAUACUCUGGUCAGAUUUUCAAGAUCAGACAAUACUCCGGACACAUUGAGGUUCCUGGAUCGUUUCUGUGGAGAGCUGGUCUCUGUGUGUGAGAGUUAUCUGUCUGGUGUCAUUCUACAAGAGAAGGGAGCUGAGAACAUCAAUGAAGGCCUGCUGGUGAAACAUCUUUAUACACUUGGUGCCGCUUCGCUCCAUUGCCCUUUCACCAGUUUUGUGGACUCUGAGCUGCCUCUGGACUCUGACAGCUCAGAGUUGCUUUCAGAUACUUUUGACAUCCUGUCGCUGAAAGAGAUGAAACUGACAGCCAUGAGCGGCCCAGCAGCAGGAGAGGAACCUCAGGAGGAUGAGAUGGCCAUGGCUAAAGCUGUCUUACAGGUGGCCCAGAAAAAGCUGGUCUCACAGGUCCAAAAGAGGAACUUUGUGGAGAAUGUUAUUCCUAUCAUCAUCAGUCUGAAGAACAUGCUGGAAGAGCAACACUCACCUGUCCUGAAACACCUUAUGGCCUACCUACAGGUGACCAUGCAGGACUAUCGUUCAGAAGUGAAGGAGCUGUUUGCUGCUGAUGAGCAGUUGACUGCAGAGGUGGAGUAUAACCUGAAAUGGUUUGAAAAGGAAAAACAACAACAAGAACAACAGCAGAUGGAGAAUCAACUGGCCAACUUCACAUUUUCACCCCAACGAAACGCAACACAUGUUGGGGGGCAGACAGGUUUUGCCUCCCCUCUAAACCCUCAUGGUACUAAAGGUCCCGCACAAACCCCAAAAUCUGCUGAUGCUCUGAGGCGCCGCACUUAUGCAGGCAUGGUAACUCCGGUCAGGACCCAUUCUUCCCCUACAGUCUUUUCAACAGGACGAGGAAAACAGGUUGGGAGAGCCAUCAGUACUCCACAAGCGAGCAUAAAUGAAGUGACAUUUGGAGAGCAAGUCAGUGCCAUCUGCAAUGAAUCUAGAAGAGUUAUAGGUAGCAAAGUUGUGGAUGAAGAAGAGAGUGUUCUACAUCUAAUGUCACCAGAACAACAAAAACCGGUGCCCAGGCAGUGGAAUGUUGAAUCUCCUCUUGUUCAAAAACUGAGAAGCAAAAAACGGUUCUAGUGAAUGUUUCAGUUCACCAUACCUUUAGAACAAGCCCUCUUUAAUUCACACUUCUCUUGAUAACUCUCUUUUUACUGUUUCAUGUUGUCUUAUUUGUUAAAAGCAAUGUUAUUAAAUGCCAUUGAUACUUUGGAUUGUAUCGUGUGGACAAUUAUAUGGCAUGCAUGUAAGAAUAUUUUUGUCUUUUGCUUUAAUAACAGCAGCCUUUAAACUGACGAUUUUAGAAUAUUCCAAAGAGCAUCUUAUGCAUUUCAAUAGCAUCUGACAUUUAGUACAAAAGAAAUGUCGCAAUGGUUGCGUUUCCUCUCAGUGCCACAUUAGCGGUGACCGAAGCUUUUCAAUAAAUUGCAGAUUUUUGUUUGACAAGCAGAAAUGUAUGCGACAAGUGUUUCAGAUU
This is a messenger RNA of Sinocyclocheilus grahami, 3707 nucleotides long. RefSeq names its product condensin-2 complex subunit D3-like. The coding region runs from base 56 to 3310 and encodes 1084 amino acids. Gene Ontology annotation, molecular function: histone binding. Gene Ontology annotation, biological process: mitotic chromosome condensation; meiotic chromosome condensation. The transcript has 30 exons. Gene Ontology annotation, cellular component: condensin complex; condensed chromosome, centromeric region. The record is from RefSeq and is a predicted model, not a curated record. Lineage: Eukaryota; Metazoa; Chordata; Actinopteri; Cypriniformes; Cyprinidae.